GAGACGCUUGGGAGGAAGAGCCAGAGGACUUCAAACGGUCAUGGCUGAGUGUGGUGGACGGGUGUUGUGAGUCGCUCUCGGAUUAUUAGAGAUAAUCUGUGAUUGUUAAGGCUAUGAAGUGGAGUGUUGUGGUUUUAGGGUGUUGUGGAAUGUUGCAGUGAAGUGUGUUGCGAUGGACGGUACAAUGUUGCCUCGCAGUGUGUUGAUACGGCGUGCAGCUGUAGCCCUGGUGGCUGCAGUGGCCGUGGUGUGUGUGAAUGCCGAGGUGUUGCCUGAAAUUAUGUACAGUGUGGCAGUGCCGCACGAUGUGGCACCCGCUCACAUCGUUCACAAAAUCAAGUUGAAAGAGGGACAGGUCGUGAACCGGUUGAUGGAUACUCAGUACUCCGAUUACUUUGCGGUGUUGGACAACGGCGAGGUGAUGACGGUGGCCAAGCUGGUGCCGCUCCUGGGGAAGACGGUGACCCUCCGGGUGGCGACCACCUUCGAGGACGGGGACAGCCAGGUCUAUGUGAUCAGGGUCGCCGUCAAGGACCACCAGAGCAUGCUUCGGUUUCUCAAGCCAGAGUACGACGCCAGCGUGUACGAGAGUCUGCCCGCGGGCACGGAGUUGCAGGGCCUCGACGAGCUGGAGGCCAUGGGCGAGGAGGACGUCAAGUACGAGUUGCUGGGCGGCCACUCUGUAUUUGCGCUGCACCACGUGGGCGGCAUCCCGACGGUGGUGACCCGCAAGAGUCUGGACCGGGAGGCGCAGGACAUGUACAAGCUUACCCUGCGCGCCCACGACAAGGAGGGCAUGGACAUGGCGGAGGCCAAGAUCAACGUCCACAUCUUGGACAUGAACGACCACGCGCCGGUGUUCACGCAGAACAUGUUCUACUUCUUCGUGCCGCUCAACGUGACAAGGUUUGACAAGAUCGGUCGCGUGACAGCUCACGACGGCGACGGCGACGUGGUGGUGUACCGCCUCGCCUACCCGUCCAACACGUUCACCAUCGUGCCGCAGACGGGCGAGAUCAUGCUGAUCGAGCCUCCGGAGACCAUGGUGUACGAGCUCGAGCUGGAGGCCUUCGACAAGCGCAAGCCCACCCUGUACUCCGACACCCUGGCCAAGGCCCACAUCGAAUUCCGCUACCCCGGCGACUCCCUCUUCACCGGAGAGACCAACGACGUGGACUAUGACCUGUACCCCGAGCACGCGCUCUCCAAGCGCAGUGCCACCAGGGUCAAGCGAGGCCAGCUCAGGCACACGAAGGAACUGGUGUUCUCCGAGGCCGACGGGGCCGUCGAGGGCAAGGUUGUGUUCCAACUCGAGAAAGAGAUUCAGUGGGAAACGUUUAAGAUCCGCGACGACAACCCCUGGGUCGAAGUGGACGCUAACGGUGCCGUGCGCGUCAAGAAGAAGUGGGACUACGAGGAGCUCGGUCCUGAGAAGACCAUCGAUUUCUGGGUGACCAUCACUAACAACGAUCGUAAUGAUACAGACAAUCAGCGCGUCAUUCUCCAGAUUACGGACAUCAAUGAUGAGCCUCCUUACUUCAUCAAUCGUCCCCUUCCGAUGCAGGCAGUUGUCAAGCUCAAUGCUGCUCCAAACACACCAGUCUUCACGCUACAGGCUCGGGACCCUGACAAGGAUCAUGACAUUCAUUAUUUCCUUGUCAGAGAUCGAAAAUUCAUGAUUCUGACCUCUAAUGUUAAAUUCCUCAUUGCAGAUACAGACAAUCAGCGCGUCAUUCUCCAGAUUACGGACAUCAAUGAUGAGCCUCCUUACUUCAUCAAUCGUCCCCUUCCGAUGCAGGCAGUUGUCAAGCUCAAUGCUGCUCCAAACACACCAGUCUUCACGCUACAGGCUCGGGACCCUGACAAGGAUCAUGACAUUCAUUAUUUCCUUGUCAGAGAUCGAACUGGAGGAAGGUUUGAAGUAGAUGAAAAGUCUGGUGUUGUGCGAACUCGCGGAUCCGAGAUGUUCCAGCUGGACAUGGAGUACGUUCUGUAUGUGAAGGCAGAAGAUCAGAAUGGAAGGAUUGAUGACAAGCACUUCCAAGCCACACCCGAGGAACGCCUUUCCAUCGUUGGUGGUAAGAGGCCACCGCAGUUUUAUCUGCCAAAGUACGAGAAGACCAUCCUUGAAAAUGCUCCUAAGGAUUCAGACAUCAUAUCAGUAAAAGCAAAAUCCUUUGCUGACCGUGAGAUCCGAUACACCCUGAAGGCCAAGGGUCAGGGAGCUGGAACAUUCAACAUUGGUCCUACAUCUGGCAUUGUUAAGCUGGCUAAAGAGCUUGAUUUCGAAGAUGUCCGUCAACCUCACAUCUACCAGCUGGUUAUCACCGCAACUGAAGACUCUGGUGGAUUCUCCACGUCUGUUGAUCUGACCAUCAAGGUGACAGAUGUGAACGACAACCCACCUAAGUUUGAUCUUCCAGAUUACCAGGCACAUAACAUUGAUGAAGACAUACCCAUCGGUUCUUCCAUACUCAAGGUCAAGGCACGAGAUGAUGACUCUGGAACAAAUGCAGAGAUUGUGUAUAGUGUGUCCGACGAUCACUUCCGAGUGGACAACAAAGGCGUAAUAUAUAAUCGAAGGACUCUUGAUGCUGAUGACAACAAUGCCUACUAUGAGUUUGUUGUGACUGCCACAGACAGAGGUGAACCUGCCAAGGCAGGAACUGCUACAGUGCGUAUCUAUACCAAGAAUAAGAACGAUGAAGAACCAAAAUUUUCACAGCAAGUAUACACUCCAAAUGUGGAUGAAAAUGCAGGACCAAACACACUUGUAACAACUGUUGUGGCUUCUGAUAAAGACGGAGACAAUGUUGACUUUGGUUUUGUUGGUGCUAAUCGUAAUUCUGGUCAGUUCGUCAUUGAAAAAAUGACUGGUGUCAUCCGAUUGCACAACGGCCCAAUCUCCCUCGACCGAGACAAAUACGAAUUGAAUGUUACUGCUGUCGACGAUGGAAACUGUUGUCCAGGUGGCCAACAAACCCGCCAUACAUCCACUGCUGUUGUUGUUGUCUUCAUCACAGAUGUGAAUGACAACAAGCCAGUGUUCAAAGACUGUGCUUCAUACCAUGCCAAGGUUGAAGAGUCUGCCCCCAAUGGCUCUCCAGUAAUAACUGUACAUGCUACUGAUGAAGAUAAGGGUGUCAAUGGACAGGUUCGGUACAGCAUUGUGCAGCAACCAAAUCAAAAGGGAACAAAAUUCACUGUUGACACAGAAACAGGUGAAGUAACCACCAACAAAGUGUUCGAUCGUGAAGGUGAAGACGGCAAGUUUGUGUCUGUUACAGUAAAAGCAACAGACAAUGGAGACCCAUCAUUAGAGGGUGUUUGUUCAUUUACUGUAGAAAUUACAGAUAUUAAUGACAACCCUCCAUUAUUUGAUCGUCAAAAAUAUGUUGAGAAUGUCAAGCAGGACACAAACGUGGGAACAAACAUCCUCCGCGUUUCGGCUUCCGAUGAGGAUGCUGACAACAACGGCGCCAUCAUCUACAACCUAACAAUGGCCACAAACCCCGAUGACCUGUCCUACUUUGAGAUCCAACCAGAAUCAGGCUGGAUUGUUCUCAAGAAACCUCUGGACCGAGAAUCGUACCGGCUGACCGCCGUAGCUCAGGACCGUGGAUUCCCUCCACUGUCUCGCACGGUGGACGUUCAGAUUGAUGUAGUGGAUCGCGCCAACAACCCUCCUGUAUGGACCCAGUCCAUCUAUGGCCCCAUUUACAUCAAGGAAAACUUGCCAGUAGGGGCAGGAGUUAUCUCAGUGAAGGCCAGCUCUGGUAUAGAGGACAACCCUGUGGUUUUCUAUCGUAUCAUCCGAGGAUCAACAGCCCAAACGAACAAGCACGAUACCUUCUAUUUACAACAACGUCCAGACAACGGUGACACCUGGGCAGAUAUCAAAGUUAAUCAUCCCUUAGACUACGAGAGUAUAAAGGAAUACAAUUUAACUGUGCGAGUAGAGAACAAUGGACCACAACAACUAGCCUCAGAAGCUACCAUCUAUGUUGUGCUAGAAGACGUGAACGACGAGAUUCCUUUGUUCACUGAGCGAGAACAGGAGACUGUACUUGAAGGAGAGCCGAUCGGUACCAAGGUCACUCAGGUUAACGCUAUCGACAAGGAUGGAACUUACCCCAAUAAUGAGGUUCUCUACCGCAUUGUUGAUAGUCCUCGGAAUGAAGGGCGAGACUUCUUCGAAAUCAGGGAACGAACUGGAGAGAUUUUCACUCGGGUAGAGUUUGAUCGUGAAGAGAAACAAGCUUAUGCCCUUGAAGUGGAAGCUCGGGACGGCGCUGCAUCGGCUCGACCAAACGCCAAUGGACGCCCCAAUACAGGUACAGUUGGCAGAUUCCUUUUCCGAAGCGUUCUUUUUUAUAUUUUGUUUUUAUGGUCUUAUGUAUUUUUUUUUCUCGGAUUAUCGAUUUGUUUAUGAUUGUUGGGAUAUGGGUC
Molecule: messenger RNA, 4449 nt
Organism: Penaeus indicus
Lineage: Eukaryota; Metazoa; Arthropoda; Malacostraca; Decapoda; Penaeidae
Product: neural-cadherin-like
Exons: 16
Coding region: 173-4432 (1419 amino acids)
Biological process (GO): homophilic cell-cell adhesion
Cellular component (GO): cell-cell junction; plasma membrane
Molecular function (GO): calcium ion binding
Source: RefSeq, a predicted model, not a curated record